UCCAAAGCCAUUACAUCUGCAGAAUUCACCUUUGUCCCGUAUACACCAAACCCCCAGGCAUAAAGCUUUAUCUAGUGAGAAACCAAGGAUGGAGGAAGUUAAACCUGCCUCUGCUUCUUGUGUCUCAAAAGAAAAACCCAGUAAGGUAUCAGAUCUCAUCAGCCGCUUUGAAGGAGGCAGCACAUUAUCAAAUUACAGUGAUUUGAAGAAAGACUCUGGUGUGAACCUGAAUGUUCCUAGAACCCCAGGAAGGCAUGGACUGACAACCACCCCUCAGCAAAAGCUCCUCUCCUCACACCCACCUCCGAAGCCGGAAAAUGACGCAGAUCCAACUCAGGGUGUACAGACUGGUGUGGCUAAUGGUGUGAUAGCAGGACCAAACCAGAUGGAAUGUGAGGAGGAUAAAGUGGCCACUCGUAGCCCAGAAACUCCAGUUCAAACCUCUGAACACUUGCAUGCUGUGAACUUAGUGAAUGGAGAAGGAGAGGAGGAAGCGACCACAGGCCCUGCAUCCCCCACAGCAAAGGACUAUGACAGAAAUGUUUCUGACAGUACCUGCAGGACUGCCAGAGUCAGCCAGGUGCUCCCCCUAGAAGAAGAAAGGGCGGACACAGAAGCCAAGGUGCAAGAGCGGGAAGAUGGAGAAAGCCCUCUGGAACUGGACCAGCUGGACCAGCACCACGAGAUGAAGGAAACUAAUGAGCAAAAGCUUCACAAAAUAGCCAACGAACUUUUGCUUACAGAAAGAGCUUAUGUCAACCGACUUGACCUCUUAGAUCAGGUAUUUUACUGCAAAUUAUUAGAAGAAGCAAAUCGAGGCUCAUUUCCAGCAGAGAUGGUGAAUAAAAUCUUUUCUAAUAUUUCAUCAAUAAAUGCCUUCCAUAGUAAAUUCCUAUUGCCAGAGCUGGAAAAACGAAUGCAAGAAUGGGAAACAACCCCUAGAAUUGGUGACAUCCUUCAGAAAUUGGCACCAUUCCUUAAGAUGUAUGGAGAAUAUGUGAAGGGAUUUGAUAACGCUAUGGAAUUGGUUAAAAACAUGACCGAGCGUGUUCCCCAGUUCAAAUCAGUAGUUGAAGAAAUUCAGAAACAGAAGAUCUGUGGGAGCUUGACUUUGCAGCAUCACAUGCUAGAACCUGUUCAGCGGAUUCCCCGGUAUGAGAUGCUCCUGAAGGACUACCUAAGGAAAUUGCCCUCUGAUUCUCCCGACUGGAAUGAUGCUAAAAUGAGGCUGGAGAUUGCCACACUUAGAACGCAGUGGACAGUUGAUGAUAGGUCUUUAGGGUUCUCUUCUAGAAAUUUCAACAACAUGUUGCUGUACUGUGUACCAAGAUUCAGCUUGGUGGGCUCUAAAUUCACAGUUCGAACCAGGGUUGGCAUCGAUGGAAUGAAAAUUGUGGAGACUCACAAUGAAGAAUAUCCACAUACUUUCCAGGUAUCUGGAAAAGAGAGAACAUUGGAACUGCAAGCCAGUUCUGAGCAAGACAAAGAAGAAUGGAUCAAGGCUCUUCAAGAGACCAUUGAUGCUUUCCAUCAGAGGCAUGAAACCUUCAGAAAUGCAAUUGCAAAGGACAAUGACAUGCACUCAGAGGUUUCUACUGCUGAGCUGGGGAAAAGAGCUCCAAGAUGGAUCCGAGAUAAUGAAGUAACGAUGUGUAUGAAAUGCAAAGAAUCUUUCAAUGCACUGACAAGAAGAAGGCAUCAUUGUCGAGCAUGUGGACAUGUGGUUUGUUGGAAGUGUUCUGAUUACAAAGCUCAACUUGAGUACGAUGGUGGAAAAUUAAACAAAGUUUGUAAAGACUGUUAUCAAAUAAUAAGCGGAUUCACAGACAGUGAAGAAAAAAAAAGAAAAGGAAUUUUAGAGAUUGAAUCAGCAGAAGUAUCUGGAAACAGCGUAGUGUGCAGCUUUCUUCAGUAUAUGGAAAAGUCAAAACCUUGGCAGAAAGCUUGGUGUGUGAUCCCCAAACAAGACCCUCUUGUGCUGUACAUGUACGGUGCCCCCCAGGAUGUCCGAGCCCAGGCCACCAUUCCACUCCUCGGCUAUGUUGUGGACGAUCUGCCAAAGAGUGCAGACCUGCCCCACAGUUUCAAACUGACCCAGUCCAAGUCUGUGCACAGCUUUGCUGCAGACAGUGAGGAACUGAAACAGAAGUGGCUGAAAAUCAUCUUUUUAGCUGUCACAGGUGAGACACCAGACGGUCCCAACAAGCUUCCAACCACCUUGGAUGAUCAUGCUGAACCUAAGAAAAAAUCAGAAUGCUGAACUCCAGGACUAUCCAUGAUGUGGAGGUCUCAAGAUUUACAGCUCAAGACAUUCCCAGCCCUCCUUAUUCAUCUCUUAGCACUUUAUGUUGAUAAAUAUAGGCUCAUAAAUGCAUCUUUUGGGGGACUAUUUUCCUACGUUUCUGUACUCUUAGUGAAACUGAUGUGCAGAGCCAUUCUACCGAUAAAAGUUUGAAAUAAUGUGAAAAUGGAGCAUCUUUUAAUGAGCUAUUCCUUGCAUAUGUACUUUUGUCUUGAACAAAAUGGUAUCAGUGGAUUCUAUCACUAUCAGGUUAGAAUAGGCCACUUCCAUCUAAGGUCCUUCCAUGUCUUCUCCCUCACAGGUAGGACUUGUAACAGUUUGAAAGAUAUACCUCCAUGUUGCCAAAAUAGAUCCAUGGUAAAAAAAAAAAAAAAAAAAAAAAAA
Messenger RNA from Leptonychotes weddellii (Weddell seal), 2686 nucleotides. Lineage: Eukaryota; Metazoa; Chordata; Mammalia; Carnivora; Phocidae. The record is from RefSeq and is a predicted model, not a curated record.